Sesamum indicum (sesame) is the source of this 2347-nucleotide messenger RNA. RefSeq names its product rop guanine nucleotide exchange factor 1. The record is from RefSeq and is a predicted model, not a curated record. Gene Ontology annotation, molecular function: guanyl-nucleotide exchange factor activity. NCBI's taxonomy places the organism in Eukaryota, Viridiplantae, Streptophyta, Magnoliopsida, Lamiales, Pedaliaceae.
GAGGACAGAUGGCGGCCACCACCAUGUGACGGUGGGGCCGCCGCUCGCUAUCCACUUUUAUUAGGAACCACGCACAGACAUAGUCACCAAUUACUAUAUAUAUAUAUAUUGGAGCAGUAAUAUACUAUCUACUAACAAUCAAUCUCCGCACUCUGCAGCUUUACAAUCAUACAGUACUGAACUUUUGCUUUAUUUUUUUCUCUCUUUCUUUUUCUACUCUUCUCUCUCAAUCAUUACGUUCCCACACACACGCUUUUCAGUUUAUCAUGCGAGCCAGUUUACGUUGAAUUUGUGCCGUUGAAGCAGUGGGUUGGGCGUAGUUUUACACUUUAUUAGUUCCUUGGAGUGGUUAUAAUUCAUCAAGGGAUGGAUAAUAGCGUCAUUUUGCAGUCGGAUGAUGAGUUUGAAGAUUUGGAGUCGCGCCGCUUUGACGACAGUUACAGCCUGAGCGCCGACGUCAGCGAGUCGGAAAGUUCGACUUCCAGUGCCGCAACCUUUUCUUCUGACCAUCGGCUGGUUUCGGCUUGCGCGGAGUCGUUUUCGCCGAAUUUGGCGUCGAAUUCCGAGUGUCUGCCGCCACCUCCGAUCAUGUUGCCAGUUGUAGGAGGUAGACACGUCAUCUUUCCGGCGGAGAAGCCGGAUAGAGAUAUACCCGAGCCGCCUGAAAUGACCGAGGCUGAGUUGAUGAAGGAGAGAUUUGCAAAGUUGUUGCUCGGAGAGGAUAUGUCUGGUGGAGGAAAGGGAGUAAGUACUGCUCUGGCAAUCUCCAAUGCGAUUACCAAUCUUGCUGCUAGUGUUUUUGGAGAGCUAUGGAAAUUGGAGCCAUUGGCGCCACAGAAAAGGUCAAUGUGGCAGCGAGAGAUGGAGUGGCUUUUGUGUGUCAGUGAUUCCAUAGUCGAGCUCGUUCCAUCAGUUCAAGAAUUUCCAGGUGGUGGCAGCUUUGAGAUUAUGGUGACUCAACAAAGAUCCGACUUAUAUGUCAAUCUUCCAGCGCUUAAGAAACUAGAUGGAAUGUUAAUUAGCAUCUUAGAUGGGUUUCGUGACACUGAAUUUUAUUAUGUGGACCGUGGGAUAGUUGUUGCCAAUGGGGAACACAUCGAAGCAUAUCCACGUUCACCAUCUUCAAGGAGGCCUUCCAUAACACUUGAAGAAAAAUGGUGGUUGCCAUUCCCAAAGGUUCCGGCAAAUGGUUUGUCUGAGGAGACCAGAAAGAGAUUGCAACAGUGCAAGGAGUGCACUCAUCAAAUUUUCAAAGCUGCGGUGGCCAUAAACAGCAGUGUGCUUUCAGAGAUGGAAGUACCGCAAGUUUACUUGGAGAGCCUGCCCAAGAGCGAGAAGGCUUGUUUAGGCGACAUCUUGUACCGUUAUAUUACUGCGGAUCAGUUUUCACCGGACUGUCUUCUUGAUUACCUGGACCUUUCAUCAGAAUAUAGUACUUUGGAAAUAGCAAAUAGGAUCGAGACAGCCAUACACUUCUGGAGGAUGAAAUAUCAAAAGAAGAAACUAAAUCAUGCAAAAACAGGCUCCUUCUGGGGAAGCACUGUAAAGGGCCUUGCUGGUGAUGUAGAAAAGAGUAAACUCUUUGCACAUCGAGCUGAUACCCUCCUAAAGAACUUAAAGUCGCACUUUCCUGGCCUCCCACAAACUGCUCUUGACAUGAGCAAGAUUCAAUAUAAUAAGGAUGUUGGGCAGUCAAUUCUUGAAAGCUAUUCUAGGGUGAUGGAGAGCUUAGCCUUCAACUUAAUGGCAAGGAUUGAUGAUCUUUUAUAUGUAGACGAUGCCACCAAACGACGUGCAAUGGCAGAGUCAAUAUCCAUACUCAACCGCAGGGGAUCAAUGGGUUCUCAUGAUCUGCAUAACCAAAAUUCUCCUAGUUCAUUCUCUAACCAAAGCUCUUAUUCAUCAUCACCGACGGGAUCUCCAUUCCGUUACUCAGUCCCAGUAACUCAGCGUCCCCAGCGACUAUACCGUACAACAAGCCACCCUGCUUAUGGGGAUCCACUGGAUAUAGAAUUUGAAAAUCUGACUUUGUGAUAAUUCAGGAAAAACCCUUUUGUUUUUUUUCCCAAUGGUGGUCUAAUUGAAGAGACAAGCUCUACAUUGCAUCUGAAACAGGCGAGUAAAGUUGAUCUACUCUUGGAUCCUCCCCAGGAUGGUGAUUGAAAGUUUCUGACUAGAUUUACAAAGAGGUAAAUGCCACAAUCUCUCAUGCACCCAUAUAGCUCUUACUUUAGGUAGGUUCAUAUCGGAUUCCGAGACCAAAAAUCAAGGUUGAAGAUACAUGUUACUAAUCCAGUUGCGUUAACCAUGUAGUUUACAAACUAUUUCCAUCAGGAAUUUCUUUUAA